ACAAGUAAAUAAAAAAUGGAUCAUGAAGAAGAGUUUCUUAAUACUUUUUUUGCUCAAGUUGCACAAUUGUGUACUGACAAAGCUAAAGAAUUAGUUGAAAAAGAACGUGGAUUAUGUCACCAAACUCAAAUGGGUCCAUGGGGAAUGCUCCUUAUGCAUUUACCACAGAUAGCUGUAGCAGAACAUUCAUAUGCAGAUCUAGGUUUUCUUCAUACUAAAAAUAAAGGGUUUCUAAGGAAAGAUAAUUCAUUAAGAACAGUAUAUGAAUCUCUGAAAUCUGAUUUGAAAAGAGUUGAGGAAAUGACCAGAGGAACUAAUUCGAUUGGGGCAACAGUUGCUGAGGUUUCUAAUCAACUGUGUCAAUAUAUUACAGCAAAAAUACAGCUAAUAGAUUUUUAUGAAAAAAUGUAUAAUAUGAGUAUCAAUAGUAAAACUAUGAAAUAUCUGGAAUUAUUACAAUGUAUUGAAGGAAUAGUGGAAACUCAUUCUUUGUCUUGUUCGCAUUUAGCAUUAACUGCUAUUAAAGCAAGUUUAACUUUGGAGUGUGAAAUAUUGGUGCAAUUAACAAAGGCACAGGUUGAACUUCAACAUUGGAGAUUUCUACCAACAUUAAUGGCUCUUUAUGGUGCACAAACACGAAUGUCAGCUUGGGAAAGAACUUUACAAAGUAAAGAGUCAUGGAAAUUGGGGUUCAGCGCUACUUUUUUAAAAGCAAAUCAACAACCAGCAUUGUAUCAGUGGUUAGUGAAACUACGUAGUAGCAUAUUAGCAAAAUGCUCUUUAUAUUUUCACACUACUUUAAGUCAGCAGGCUAGUCCAGGAGAAAUGAGAAGCAUCAUGAGCAAGCAAAAUGUGGAUUAUUAUCAUAAAAUACAAAGUUUCCAACGUAAACAUGAUGUCCUAGCAGUUUUAAUAAUAUUUGACUCUCGAGGAAUAGAAGAUGCAGGUCCAGGUUACAGACAUCCUCGUAGGGAACCAAAUAUUUCUGAACAACUUCCUGUUGUUCUUAGUUGUCCUAGUGUAUUUAUACAAAAGCCAUCGAUUCAUUUGGAUACUAUACAGAAAGUUAUUAAAGAACGGCAUACAGAGCUUCUUGCUAUGGAUAAAAUUAUAUAUUGCAAAAAUGCUAAAGAUGUGUGUACAUAUACUAUGUAUAAUACUGAUCCUAGGAUGAUAGUAGUCAUUGUUUUUGAAAGUGGCAGACAAAAAGAUAAGGAAGCUCAUGUAACAUCAUUUAUGACAGACUUAUGUGUACAAAUUAGAUGUAAUAAAGUAUAUGAAUCGUUAAAACUAUCAAAAUAA
This is a messenger RNA of Habropoda laboriosa, 1302 nucleotides long. Its product is annotated as UPF0536 protein C12orf66 homolog. The transcript has 9 exons. The record is from RefSeq and is a predicted model, not a curated record. Gene Ontology annotation, biological process: cellular response to amino acid starvation; protein localization to lysosome; cellular response to glucose starvation. Gene Ontology annotation, cellular component: KICSTOR complex. The coding region runs from base 16 to 1302 and encodes 428 amino acids. Lineage: Eukaryota; Metazoa; Arthropoda; Insecta; Hymenoptera; Apidae.